Molecule: messenger RNA, 546 nt
Organism: Cetraspora pellucida
Lineage: Eukaryota; Fungi; Glomeromycota; Glomeromycetes; Diversisporales; Gigasporaceae
Source: the annotation of a GenBank genome assembly
AUGUUUGAAUUUAAUUUUAAUCAACAUCAUCAACAAUUUAUCAAUAAUAUUAAUGAAACUCAUAGUGUUUUUAAUGAUUCUUUAGCUCUUAUUCAACAUUAUGAAGCAGUGAUUUCUACUUAUAAAACACAUAAUCAUUAUUUAGUAAAUCUAUAUAAUAAAGCUUAUGAAUAUUUUGGCAUAUCUUGGAAAGUUUUUGUUGAAAAUAAUAAAGAUUAUGAUUAUUUUAAAAGAGAAGUAAUCAAUCAUAAUUCAGAAGAAGGUAGUUGUGAGGAUUGUUUCAUUAAAAAGUUUAAAUCUAAAUAUAAUUCAGAAGAUAAUUUUGAUUAUGAUAAUUAUAAUGAAGUUUAUCAUAAUGUAUUUAAUAAUGAAAGGAAAGAACAUAAUAAAAAUUAUCAUAUUGCCAAUAUAAAUAAUUUUAAUUAUGAAAGUAAUGAUGAUGGGCAUGAAGGUUUUUUACAAAAGAGAGAAUAUGAUAGUUACGAAAGUUAUUUAGCAGACAAAAAUGCCAAAAAUUUUGAAUAUUACAUGUCACAAUAUAAAUAA